AUGUCCCCCGGGGAGUGUUUCUCUCUGAUUUGCCAUGGCUCCAGCGGGCUCUCGCUCCCGGGGCGCUCGCCCCCCGGCCGGCUGGCCAAGAGGAAGCCGGGGGGCGACGGCUCGGAGGACGAUGAGGACUGGCACCCCGAGGCGACUCCGAAGAAGCGGAAACCUGGCAGUGAGAACCAGAGCUGGGAAUGUUACAGAUCACCUUUCCGGAAACCUUUGGCCCAGUUGACCAAUCGACCACACUGCCUGGAUAGCAGCAAACAUGAGGCAUUUAUCCGCAGCAUUUUGUCAAAACCCUUCAAAGUACCCAUUCCAAAUUAUCAAGGGUCGCUGGGCUUGAGGGCCCUGGGCCUCAAACGGACAGGAGUCAGGAAUGCGCUCCAUGAUCCUUUUGAAGAAGGGGCUCUUGUUCUUUAUGAGCCCCCGCCGCUGAGUGCGCACGACCAGUUGAAAAUAGACAAGGACAAAGUGCCUGUCCAUGUUGUGGUGGACCCUGUUCUCAGCCGCGUUUUACGGCCCCAUCAGAGAGAAGGGGUGAAGUUUCUCUGGGAAUGCGUCACGAGCCGGCGGAUCCCCGGGAGCCACGGCUGCAUCAUGGCUGACGAGAUGGGGCUGGGCAAGACCCUCCAGUGCAUCACUCUGAUGUGGACGUUGCUGCGGCAGAGCCCUGACUGCAAGCCUGAAAUCGACAAGGCCAUGGUGGUCUCUCCGUCCAGCCUGGUGAAAAACUGGUACAACGAAGUCGGCAAGUGGCUGGGAGGAAGGAUCCAUCCGCUGGCCAUCGACGGAGGCUCCAAAGAUGAGAUCGACCGUAAACUAGCCGGCUUUAUGAACCAGCGCGGCUUGCGAGUGCCUUCCCCUAUCCUGAUCAUUUCCUACGAGACGUUCCGCCUUCACGCCGAGGUCCUGCGGAAGGGGAGCGUCGGGCUGGUCAUCUGUGACGAGGGCCACAGGCUAAAGAACUCGGAAAAUCAAACCUACCAGGCUCUGAACAGCUUGAACACCCCUCGGCGAGUUCUCAUCUCCGGGACACCGAUCCAGAACGACCUGCUGGAAUACUUCAGCCUGGUGCACUUCGUUAACUCGGGCAUCCUCGGGACAGCGCAGGAGUUUAAGAAGCAUUUUGAAAUCCCGAUCCUAAAAGGCAGGGAUGCAGAUGCAAGUGAAGGGGAGAGACACAAAGGGGAGGAGCGACUUAAAGAGCUGAUCAGUGUUGUGAACAGAUGUUUGAUCAGGAGAACUUCAGAUAUCCUGUCCAAAUACCUACCUGUGAAAAUCGAGCAGGUGGUUUGCUGCAGGCUGACACCUCUGCAGGCUGAGCUGUACAAGCACUUCCUGAAGCAAGCGAAGCCGGCCGAAGAGCUGAAGGAGGGGAAGAUCAGCGUGUCGUCUCUCUCCUCCAUCACGUCCCUGAAGAAGCUCUGUAACCACCCUGCCCUGAUCUACGAGAAGUGUGUGGAGGAGGAGGAAGGGUUUGCCGGAGCCUUGGACUUGUUCCCUGCUGGCUACAGUCCCAAGUCCCUGGAGCCCCAGCUGUCAGGGAAGAUGCUGGUGUUGGAUUAUAUCCUGGCUGUGACAAGGAGCACCAGCAAUGACAAGGUCGUCCUGGUCUCCAAUUACACCCAAACGCUGGACCUCUUUGAGAAGCUCUGCAGGACCCGCAGGUAUUUAUACGUCCGACUGGAUGGCACCAUGUCCAUUAAAAAGAGAGCGAAGAUCGUCGAGCGGUUUAACAGCCUGUCGAGCCCCGAGUUUAUCUUCAUGCUGAGCAGCAAAGCAGGCGGCUGCGGCUUGAACUUGAUCGGGGCGAACCGACUCGUCAUGUUCGACCCGGACUGGAACCCGGCCAAUGACGAGCAAGCCAUGGCGCGCGUGUGGCGAGACGGCCAGAAGAAGACCUGCUACAUCUACAGGCUGCUCUCGACGGGGACGAUUGAGGAGAAGAUUUUCCAGCGUCAGACCCACAAGAAGGCGCUGAGCAGCUGCGUGGUAGACGAGGAGCAGGAUGUGGAGAGACACUUCUCGCUAGGGGAGCUGAAGGAGCUGUUCACGUGGAACGAGACCACCGCCAGUGACACCCAUGACAAGUUUAAGUGUCGCCGCUGUGUGAAUGGCCACCAGGUAAAACCUCCCCCUGAAGGCUCGGACUGCACCUCUGAUCUCUCCCAGUGGAACCACAGUGCGGACAAGCGUGGGCUCCAGGACUCCGUGCUGAAGACCGCAUGGGAUGCUGCUGUCACCUUCACAUUCCAUCACCACUCCCACGAGGAGCAGCGAGGGAUUCCCUGAUGACGCAUUUCCUAUGGAAGUCAAGCCCACGAGUGUUACUUUGGCAGAGAGCUGAGAACGAGCCUGCCUGGGCUGAUAUCUGGAUCCAGAACAGCAAGACAACGUUGCUGUUGUCUUCCACCUAGAAAUUGGUAGGCCCUGAAAACUAUUCAACCGUGCUUGGGACCGCAGGAAGCACCAAGGACUGUGUGUGCCACUCGGGUAUCUCUAAUGUGUACUGGAGAGACAGCUGUUUGUCUGGGAUGCGAUGUGCUUUGUUCGGUGUAACCUAGGAGUUUAAUAGUGUCAGGACAUAACGGGUUCUGCAUCUGAGAGCCCACAAGCAAGAUCCAGUCCACAAUUUGUAUCCCUGUCUCUAUUCAGCUAAGCCCUGUUACAAAAACCAAGGUCCAUCUUUAUGGAUAGGUUCAUUCCUGGCUGCAGAUCUGGUUUUCAUUGUGCAACUCCCAGCAACUGAGGAUUUUUCUGGCAGCCCUAACUCACAAGCUAGAUAGUAUUGAAUGCCCAGGCACUGAUGAGAGCUGGAUGCCGCUGGCAGGGUCUACCUCUCUUAUGAAAUCUGGGUCGAGUAGACAGCUCUGGGAAAUAGUCAUUUACCCCAAGAUCAAUCCAACUUCAGCCAUUUUUUAAAAUCUUGGUGUAACUGUUGCUUCUGGAUGGAGCAGCCUGAGACACCUCUAAAGGAUCCUAUUUUCAGAAAGUGCAUGACUCAAGCCCCACGAAAAUCACUUUUCACUUUGAAAAUCUUGGCAGAAACAACUAAUUUGUGUUAUUUUUAGCGAGAUCAUCUUUCUACAGUGCAGGCAACACAUAGCCCCUAAUGUACUAAAAUUUCUACUCAACUACGUUUUAUAAAAUAAAGUUGCUGAAGGACAAGCAAACUGUUCUGUUUGGGGAAAAAAAAUUGUAAAAUAAGUAUGUGAGAGAAAUAAAUACAAAUGAAGGAAAGCCAGGCCAUAGGGAGGACUUCUCCCCGAUGUAAAA
Molecule: messenger RNA, 3273 nt
Organism: Pelodiscus sinensis (Chinese soft-shelled turtle)
Lineage: Eukaryota; Metazoa; Chordata; Testudines; Trionychidae
Source: RefSeq, a predicted model, not a curated record